This is a messenger RNA of Striga hermonthica, 603 nucleotides long. The record is from the annotation of a GenBank genome assembly. NCBI's taxonomy places the organism in Eukaryota, Viridiplantae, Streptophyta, Magnoliopsida, Lamiales, Orobanchaceae.
AUGGCAUACUAUGAGAACCUGAUGGCGGAGCAGCCGUGGCAGUACCGCCCGGCGUUCGGCGACGCCUGGUACACCGGCGAGUUUGGUGACGGAGCCGAUCCGCUGGCGGCGGCUCUGCGGAGCUCAUUCUCCGGCGAUUCCUCGGCGGAGGUCCUCGAGUCACCGGCGACAAUACCGACGGCGUCCGGCGGAUCGGAGGCGGAUUUCGCGGCUCCGAAGAGGCGGCGUGUGGCCGACGGCGUUCCGCCGAGCGGCAGGGUGUCGAAGAGGAAGCCGCGCGGGUCGAAGCGUUCCGCGAAGACGACUUUCAUCGUGGCGGAUCCGGAGAAUUUCAGGCGGAUGGUGCAGCAGGUGACCGGUGUAAAGCUCGGGUUGGGCGGAGCGGCGGAUCUGGCUCCGGCGCUCGGGGAGGAUCGAAUCGGCGGAGUGGUGGAUCUGGACGGCGGCUUGCCGACGCUCAACUCGUCGGCUUUUCUGCCGGAGCCUCCUGUAUCGCAGCCAUCUCCGGUGGCGGACGGCGGAGGCGCGGCGGCAGAGCGAUUGUUCGACUCGUUUUGCAGCUUCCCCACUCUCGAAUCGUGGUCCUCGUGGAAAGCUGUGUGA